AUGAAUAAUAGUAUAGAAGAAAAUUAUCAUUAUGAAAACAUUUAUACAUCAUCAUCUAAUUAUCUUACUUUAUCAAUAAUAAAAGCUAUUAUUGGGAUUCUAUUAUGUAUAACAAGUACACUUCUUAUUUUUGUAUAUCAACGAAAUCGAGAAUUCAAAAAGAAGUAUACAAAUUUAACAAUAAUAUUAAAAGCAAUUGCAGAUUUAGCUUUUAGUAUUUCACUCCUCUCUGAAUCAUAUAUUUCAAUUGGUUUUUUACCAAAUACAAAUAUGAUAUUAUCAAAUCAAGAUUGUUUAUUUUUAUUAUCACCACAAAUUUUAUGUUUCCAUUUUAAAACAAUUAUAAUAAUAGCUGUUACAUUUGAUCGUUAUCUUGCCAUUCAACAUCCAUACACAUAUAGAACGUUUGCUAUUAAAUGGAGAAUUUCUUUGACACUCAUAUCAUCAUUAACAUUUUCAGCAUUCUCAACAUCACUUUUCUUUUUUAAUAACAACUUUUUAAAUCCAAUUUCUUCAUGUCAUUUAGGAACUAUUGAAACAGACUUAUUUAAAUCUUAUUUUAUUUUUACUGGCUUAUCCUGUUCAACAUUAGUUAUCUCCGUCUAUAUUUUUAUGAUUGCCUCAACACUCAAUCCAAAAAGAAUGAAAGAUGUCAAAAAAGGAAAUAAAAAAUAUCAUAAGGUAGCCAAAAUGUUAUUUCUACUACUUUCUAUAUAUUUAUUUUUUUGGUUUUUACCAUUUUUAAUAUUUAAAAUUAUUGAAAGUAUAAUACGUAAUACUCAAAAACAUAUAAUAAUUGCUGGAACGUCAUUAAUUAUUUUAUCUAAUCCUAUUAUAUCAUUAAUGGAAUUUGCCAUUUACCUUCGUUAUCAUAAAGAAAUACGUAAAACUCUUCAUCGUGAUGUUGUAUGUUUCAGUUGGUUAGAUGAAAAUAAUGGUACAGCUGCACUUGUCUUACGAACUGGUUUAGGUUUACUUGGAGCAACUAUUAAACCAGAUAAGGAAAUGUUAGUAGAUUAUGGUUUUCCGGAUAGUAGUAAAAUUAUUUAA
Molecule: messenger RNA, 1050 nt
Organism: Strongyloides ratti
Lineage: Eukaryota; Metazoa; Nematoda; Chromadorea; Rhabditida; Strongyloididae
Product: G protein-coupled receptor, rhodopsin-like family and GPCR, rhodopsin-like, 7TM domain-containing protein
Exons: 1
Coding region: 1-1050 (349 amino acids)
Biological process (GO): G protein-coupled receptor signaling pathway
Cellular component (GO): membrane
Molecular function (GO): G protein-coupled receptor activity
Source: RefSeq, a predicted model, not a curated record